Messenger RNA from Styela clava, 1541 nucleotides. RefSeq names its product di-N-acetylchitobiase-like. Gene Ontology annotation, biological process: oligosaccharide catabolic process. NCBI's taxonomy places the organism in Eukaryota, Metazoa, Chordata, Ascidiacea, Stolidobranchia, Styelidae. Gene Ontology annotation, molecular function: chitin binding. The record is from RefSeq and is a predicted model, not a curated record.
ACCGGUAUAUCUUAAAUACGAGAAAUAGCCAAAUACUGACUACACUAUCAAGCAAAUAGCAUACAAACAAAAACUGAGAAAAAUAGCGCAUUUGGGUAUUUCUGCUGGCGCGUGACCACUUCUUUGGCUUGAAAACUACGGUCUUUGCUGCAUACCGUAACUUUCAGCAUUGCUGGGCGAUUUUCUGAGUUUGCUGCUUAUCUGCAUCUAUUUAUCUAUGGGUUGACAAUUGAAUGCUUAUGAUGACGAACAUGAGGAAAUAUUUAGGAUUUUUAUUAAUCGUAUAUUGCUUUAGCGGAAUCGAAAGUUACAACAACCGAUUGAUGAGCUGCCCUUGUUCUGUUGCAAAAUACUGCGAUCGCAUUGAUGCACCCGGGAGACGAGAGGUAUUUGGUUUCGGGGUAAAUUUGACAAAUUACAGAAGCUUUAACUGGACCAAGUUGACAACACUAGUUGUUUAUGAGACAGAGUUGAAUAAAGUGGGAAUAGAUUUAGUUUGUUUGGCUCAUCAGCAUCAAACUCGUGUACUUGUUGUUGCUCCUAUCUCUGGCGAAGAUUUGAAAAAUGCUACAGCUAGAACUGAAGUUGUGAAGUACUUCCAUGCAUUUGCUGAAAAAAAUUAUCUUGAUGGAGCAGAUAUUGACGUUGAGAUAAAUACUUUAGAACUUGCGCUCAGAAAUGGAUUGACAGAUUUUGCAGCUGAAUUGAAAUACACUUUUAAGGCAACAUGGCCAAGUUCUAUUGUUGUUGUUGAUGUAUUCUGGCUGCCAAACAUAUAUCACAACACUUGGGGAUUGGCCGAUGCUUGUGAUUUUUUGUUUAUCAUGGCAUACGAUGAACAGCAUGAUAUGUUACCUCCUUGUGUUGCCAGAGCAAAUGCUCCUUAUGCUCAAACUCAAGCUGGGGUAGCUGCAUUUCGAGCCAUUGGAAUACCAGGAGAGAAACUAGUGGUUGGUUUGCCGUGGUAUGGUUACAUUUAUAACUGUUCGAAUCUUACUGAUCAGAAUUUAUGUUACAUUAAGAAAGACCCAAAUAAAAAGACACAUUGCACUCAAAGUGUUGGGAAAGAAUUGGACUAUAGAGUGAUUUUGAAGAUUUUGCCUAAUUCAAUGGGUGGGCGCCAGUGGAGUGAUGUUUAUAAGUCUCCAUUCUUAAACUAUAAGGACAAUUCCACAGGAAUUAUUCAGCAAAUUUGGUUUGACGAUCCGGAGAGUCUAAGCUUGAAGUAUAGUCUGGCAGAUAAGUUUGACUUGAGAGGGGUCGGUGUUUGGACUGUUGAUGCACUGGAUUAUAACCCAUCUGACCAAGUAACCGCAGCAAUGUGGAAUGCGGUCCCAUCCUAUAAAUGACAAUGAAAGCUCAGUUUUUUCUUCAGAUGUGAUACGAUACAACAUAGUUUUUCCUUUCUACCCAUUGCAAUCAAUACCUUCCUUCCUAUGCAUACAAACAUAAUAAGUCAAUUUCUUCAUUUUUUUUCAAUUAUUAUUACUUGCAUUCAAUUAAAGGUACCAAGAUUAUUAAAUUGAUCACAUGCAACUUGA